AUGUCGGAAAUCCAUCCUAAACAAGAAGCCCUCGAGGCUCAGGAUACUUCGCCACGAUAUGAUGAGAAGCAGGGCACCACUGAGCCCAUCGAAGAUGGCCCCAAGCAGUCGUGGGCGCUGCGCAAUGGGCUUACUCCCGGCUCAUUCGCUCCCCAUGAUGAUUACGCAAAGGGGACUGCUGAGUUACAGCGUGAGAUGAAGCCUCGUCAUCUUAACAUGAUCGCUAUUGGUGGCAGUAUUGGUGCUGGUUUCUUCGUCGGUAGCGGUUCUGCUCUGCAGACUGGUGGCCCUGGUUCAUUGACCAUUGGUUUCUUGAUCAUGGGUGUCAUGAUCUUCAACGUCGUCUAUGCUCUCGGUGAACUUGCUGUCAUGUAUCCCGUCUCUGGUGGUUUCUAUACCUAUGCCAACCGAUUUGUUGAUCCUUCUUGGGGUUUCGCAAUGGGUUGGAACUAUGUCAUGCAAUGGGCUUUCGUUCUUCCUCUCGAAUUGACAGUUUGCGGCACAGUCAUUCAAUACUGGGCUCCGCAUACUAGCGUAGCUAUUUGGGUCAGCGUAUUCCUUGCUGUUAUUAUCCUCGUCAACAUCUUUGGUACUCUUGGUUACGCUGAGGAAGAGUUCUGGGCUGCAUUGCUCAAGCUCUCUGCCACCGUCAUCUUCAUGAUCGUCGCUGUCGUCCUCGUUUGCGGUGGAGGUCCUUCUGAUGGAGAGUACAGCACCUACCAGGGCGCCAAGCUUUGGUAUGACCCAGGUGCUUUCCAGCACGGUUUCCGAGGCUUCUGCGGUGUGUUCGUCACUGCGGCCUUCUCCUUCAGUGGAACUGAACUUGUCGGUCUCGCUGCUGCCGAAGCCAAGAACCCCGCCAAGUCUCUCCCUGGUGCCAUCAAGCAGGUCUUCUGGCGAAUCACUCUCUUCUACGUAGUUGGACUUCUCCUUGUCGGUUUCCUCGUCAGCUCUAAGGACCCCAGACUUCUGAACGCCGGCAACGACGACCCUAGUGCCUCUCCUUUCGUCAUCGCUGCCGCUAACGCUCAUCUGAAGGGAUACGAUUCGUUCAUGAACGUCAUCAUCCUUGUUUCCGUCUUGUCUAUCGGUGUCUCCUGCGUCUACGGCGGUAGCCGAACUCUUGUCGCACUCGCGCAACAGGGCUAUGCUCCCAGAUUCUUCUCUUUCAUUGAUAAGUCUGGUCGUCCUCUUCCUGCUGUUGUGUCCAUUAUCGCCAUCGGUGCUCUUGGAUACAUCAGUGUUAGUGGUGAUGGAAAUACCGUCUUCGUUUGGCUUCAGGCUUUGUCUGGUCUGGCUGCUUUGUUUACCUGGGGCUCUAUCUGCCUUUGCCAUAUCCGAUUCCGACAGGCUUGGAAGUACCACGGUCACACUUUGGAUGAAAUCCCCUUCCAGCACGUCUUCGGAGUCUGGGGCUCUUGGCUCGGACUCAUCCUCAUCGUCAUCGUUCUUAUUGCGCAGUUCUACACUGCCAUCACCAAUCUUGAUGGAUCACUCGGUACUGCUGAGGGCUUCUUCGAGUCAUACCUGGCUCUGCCCGUUGUCAUUCUCUUCUAUGUCAUCGGAUACAUCUGGAAGCGAGAGGGAUGGAGAAAGGUCAGCGAGAUUGAUCUUGAUACCGGUCGUCGCGAGCAUGAUUGGGAUACCAUCAAUGCUUAUCGCGAGCAGCUUGCCAACGGCCCUGCUUGGAAACGCGUGUGGCAUGUUCUGUUUUAA
Molecule: messenger RNA, 1716 nt
Organism: Fusarium mangiferae
Lineage: Eukaryota; Fungi; Ascomycota; Sordariomycetes; Hypocreales; Nectriaceae
Product: putative amino acid permease NAAP1
Exons: 5
Coding region: 1-1716 (571 amino acids)
Biological process (GO): amino acid transmembrane transport
Cellular component (GO): membrane
Molecular function (GO): amino acid transmembrane transporter activity
Source: RefSeq, a predicted model, not a curated record